This is a messenger RNA of Aspergillus sclerotioniger CBS 115572, 1730 nucleotides long. It is a transcript of the gene hat1, whose product is annotated as histone acetyltransferase catalytic subunit HAT1. Gene Ontology annotation, molecular function: histone H4 acetyltransferase activity. The coding region runs from base 95 to 1606 and encodes 503 amino acids. Gene Ontology annotation, cellular component: nucleus. The transcript has 4 exons. The record is from RefSeq and is a predicted model, not a curated record. Gene Ontology annotation, biological process: subtelomeric heterochromatin formation. Lineage: Eukaryota; Fungi; Ascomycota; Eurotiomycetes; Eurotiales; Aspergillaceae.
AGGCGAUCAAUGAAAGCUACUACGCUCUUCACUCAUCCAUCUUUAGCUCUUACCCUCUCCCCAGUAGCUGGUCCUCGAUUCUGCAUCUGGCACAAUGAACGAAGGCGACUGGACUUGCGACGCCAACGAUGCCGUUCAGCUGACGAUCGUCCAGCCCGGCGAAGAGAAAGUCAAGACGAUCCACAGCUUUCACCCUCAAUUCACAUAUCCUAUCUUUGGCGAUGACGAGCAGAUAUUCGGUUAUAAGGGCUUGAUCAUCCGCUUGCGGUUUGCAGCCCACGACCUCCGCCCGCAUAUUCAUAUCUCUUACGAUGAGAAGUUCAAGCCUGUUGGGGAUACUGCUGCUGUCGAUUUGCUGAAGACAUUGACGCCAUGGGUUCCCGAAGAGGCUUUCGUUGUACUCCCCGACUAUGAAAAGGCAGUCCAGGAGGAUCAGAAUGCAAAGGAUUUUGUGCCACCUGGCAAGCUCGUUCACAGCUACAUCACUCGCGAGAGGACAUAUGAGAUCUGGGCCGGGUCCCUUGCUGAUCCCGAGGUUCGACGACUAUUGGACCGCGCACAGGUCUUCGUGUCGUUGUUCAUCGAAGCUGGUACGCCUAUAAUCACGGAUGAUCCAGAUUGGACGCUCGAAAGAUGGACAGUUUACUUUGUCUAUGAAAAGGUGAAACCUUCAUCACCAAGGGCCUCACAGUACUCCAUAGUCGGAUAUGCGACUACCUAUCGGUGGUGGUUUUAUCAGAGGGAUUCCACACAGAAGCCCACGGUGAUGAGUAACACAUUUCCGGCACCUGAAAUUAGACCUGCCCAGCUACCGGCCCGACUGCGAAUUGCUCAAUUUUUGAUCCUCCCACCUCACCAGGGCUCGGGGCAUGGCACUCACCUUUAUACCACCAUCCAUGCUGCAUGCUUCAGUGACCCAACAAUCACCGAGCUGACCGUCGAAGACCCAAACGAGGCUUUUGAUGCGCUCCGCGACACUGCGGACUACCACAUCUUGCGCCCGGAAUUCCUCAAGCACAAGGUGGACAUUAACCCGGAUCCUUAUGGGGAAUCCUCCAAGAAGCAGCGCCCUCGGCGCGUCCCUACAUCAGCGCUCAUUCCCACAAAGCUACUACAAGACAUUCGCUCGUCAUUCAAGAUUGCCUCGACCCAAUUCUCCCAUAUUAUGGAGAUGUAUCUUCUCGGUCAAAUACCUCUCCAAAACCGCCUCUCCGGGGGAACAAACAUGUCUCGACUUUUAAUCAAGAAGCAUAACGCAGAAAAUCCCAAUGAUCGCCGAUACUACUGGUGGCGCAUGCUCACCAAGCAGCGUCUCUACAAGCGCCAUCGAGAUCUACUGAUCCAAUUGGACCUGAGCGACCGCAUCCAGAAGCUAGAGGAGACCGUGACGAACGUUGAGGAGGGCUACGAUGCUCUCCUUAAGGCUUUCAACGCCCGCGAGGAGGCUCUGCUGGCUAAGGAGGAAGAGUCGGGUGAGCUUACACCGUUACAGUCAACUGCCGUUCUGGGAGAAGCAAGCGGCGGCAGAGGUAAGCGGAAGCUUACAGUAGAAGAUGAGGAGGAUGAAGAAGAGGACGACUCAACAGCCAAGCGGCCAAAGGUGUGAAGCAAUGGCAUUUAAUGUUUUCUUAUUCAAGCCAUCCAACAAAAUCGCCAUGUAAUAUUAUUAAGCAUUAUGAACCACCAGAACCAGCCUUUCGCCAUGAGCCAUAUCAAUACACCCGAGUCUC